AAAAAACAGUAGUAGAAAAAGUUUGUCAGUGGUUGAACAUGAAUAAUAAAUAGAAUUAUUAUUGUUUUGUGUGUGUGUGCAAAAUUUAGAGUUUACAUUAAUUAUUUCAACUCGCACGACGUUGUGAAUGCGUAUAACUUUUUGAAUUUGCCGCCUAGUCGUCGCAACAAGAGCCACGGGCACCAAUGCAAUUGUAGCCCUGGUAAAACUAUCGAUAGAGUGCAAGCAAGAUAAGGCUGGCAGGCAGUUCUGUGUAGCCCUGCUGCCACGUUUUCACAUUAACUAAGGGAGACCCAAGGGUAGCGGAGCCAUAGCCAUGAUAAAGAUGAGCAUGGGCUACACAGUGCUCUCACGUUUGCGAACCCUGGCACGCUACACAAUCGCCUACGCUUGUAUAACGCAUUGUACGUUUGAGUAUGUAGGGGACUUUGUUUUGUGCAAAGGACCCUCGAUGGAGCCAACGCUCUUUUCUGAUAAUGUACUGCUAACGGAACGUAUUUCGAAAUAUUGGCGCAAAUAUCAAUCUGGCGAUAUUAUAAUUGCCGUUUCGCCAGUUAAUGCUAGCCAGUAUAUAUGCAAGAGAAUUGUAGCUGUGUCUGGGGAAAAGAUAACUACACUUAAGCCCACUCCAAUGGAAGCCGAAUCGGCGUCAAAACACCCGAGCAAAGUUGCAAUGGUCACAGAUUAUGUGCCUCAUGGCUGUGUUUGGAUCGAAGGUGAUAAUAAGGGUAAUAGCUCGGAUUCACGCUAUUACGGACCCAUACCGCUUGGUCUAAUACGCAGUCGAGUCAUCUGUCGCAUUUGGCCACUCACAGAACUAACAAGCCUCUAGCCACCAAGAAAGGCGAU
This is a messenger RNA of Drosophila hydei, 849 nucleotides long. Its product is annotated as mitochondrial inner membrane protease subunit 1. Bases 317 to 832 code for a protein of 171 amino acids. Gene Ontology annotation, cellular component: mitochondrial inner membrane peptidase complex; membrane. The transcript is spliced from 3 exons. Lineage: Eukaryota; Metazoa; Arthropoda; Insecta; Diptera; Drosophilidae. The record is from RefSeq and is a predicted model, not a curated record. Gene Ontology annotation, molecular function: serine-type endopeptidase activity.